Myiozetetes cayanensis is the source of this 957-nucleotide messenger RNA. Its product is annotated as translation initiation factor IF-2-like. Lineage: Eukaryota; Metazoa; Chordata; Aves; Passeriformes; Tyrannidae. The transcript is spliced from 2 exons. Bases 1 to 957 code for a protein of 318 amino acids. The record is from RefSeq and is a predicted model, not a curated record.
AUGCCACCUCAAGUGGUGGCGGCUGCUCCCACUGGUGUCCGAGUAGCGGUGCCCUCAGGGCAGCCCUGUACAUCACGGGUGUACGCGGGACCAGCGCAGGCCUUUCCCCCACGCAGGGACAAAGACGGCGCCGGUUCCCACCGCCCGCCGGGCCAGCCCUGCGGCAGGCGCUGCGCCUCAGCCCGCCCCUGCGGCCCGCUCGGCGCGGCAGCACCGACCCUCCUCCAGGCCCAGCCCCCGCCCCGGCCCCGGCCCCGGCCCCGACCCCGGCCCGUCCGGGCCCGCCCGCCCCGGGCGGCACCUGUGCGGCCGGACGGCGCGGCGCCUGCGCACUGGGCGGGCGGUCGCCGCCAGGGCCGCAGUCACUUCCUGCCCCCGUGCCCAUCCGGCUCCGGGGUCAGCGGUCGUCGCUGUGGCGGGACAGCGGCGAGUAGGGCCGGCCCGCCGCUCCCGCCGCGCCCGCUCCAUCCCGCCCGGCGCCGCUGUCACCUGCGGCCGCGCGCCUCUCCCGCGUGGGCUCGCGUGGCGGGCGCGCCCGACUCCGGCUGCGGCACCGCCCGGGAGAGACCGGGAGAGAUCGGGAGAGCCCAGCCCGGCCCGGCCCGGCCCGGGGCCGCCGCCGCCGCUGGGGCUGCCGGGGCGCGGCUGUGCUCCCGCGGGAGCGAGGGACCCCCUCCCGGCGGCGGGGCUGCGGGACGAGCCUGCGAGGUGGGAAUGGGGCGCGGCGGGAGCUGCCCGCGGAGGGGCCGCGGGGCCGGGCCGGGCUCGGGGCAGGGCGGCGGCCGGGGGCUCUCCCGGGGCCGGGCGCAGGUGGGAGCGGGGCCGAACUUGGCGCGGUCGUUGCAGAGGGCGGUGUGGGACCUGCCGAUAACAAUGGGAACUUUUCCUGCGCCGAGGGUGCCGCUGCCUCCGGCCUGCCCGGCCCCGCCGCCGCAGGGUGUGGGUGUGCGGGGUUAG